This is a messenger RNA of Dendrobium catenatum, 1182 nucleotides long. Its product is annotated as protein arginine N-methyltransferase 2. The record is from RefSeq and is a predicted model, not a curated record. Lineage: Eukaryota; Viridiplantae; Streptophyta; Magnoliopsida; Asparagales; Orchidaceae. Gene Ontology annotation, cellular component: cytoplasm; nucleus. The coding region runs from base 33 to 1034 and encodes 333 amino acids. The transcript is spliced from 2 exons. Gene Ontology annotation, molecular function: protein-arginine N-methyltransferase activity; protein binding.
CAGGCAGCCCACUGCGCAGGCACAUUCAGGAAAUGGAGAAGCCAAGCGAAGAGCUCCUAUGCGCCGCCGCCAUCGUGGGCGACUGCGCGAGACUCCGCGACCUCCUAUUGGCUGGGGCCGACGCCUCCUUCUUCGACUCCGACGGCAUGACUCCUCUAAUGCACGCCGCUGCCGGUGGCCAUGCGGACGCCGUCCGAUGCCUUCUCGACGCUGGUGCUCCAUGGAACGCGCUUUCCCCCUCCAACCUAUCCGCUGGUGAUCUCGCCAUGGAGAACGCCCACCAGGAGGUUUUUGAUAUCCUCCUCAACUUCGCCAUACAAGCUGAACUCGUCCUCGGCACCAUCGCUCGCCGCGGCAGAGGAGAAGGAACAGCCUCGCACGAGGAGUAUAUGAGCGAGAGGGUUGCUUUUGGAGAGGAUAGAAUCAUGGACGCGAAGAGCGAGGCGGUCAUGAUGGCGUGGGAGAAGCCUCUGAUGGAGGCUCACGCGAGAGCGAUCUGCUGCUCCGGCGAUGAUUGUGGGAGGAUACUCAAUGUAGGGUUUGGGAUGGGGCUUGUGGACGAGGCUAUCCAGCGGUACAAGCCUCUGGAGCACACCAUCGUGGAGGCGCAUCCUGAUGUUUAUGAUCGGAUGAUACGGACUGGGUGGGGGGAGAAGGAGAAUGUGAAGAUAGUGUUUGGAAAAUGGCAAGAUGUGCUACCUCAGCUUGGAUCUUUUGAUGGAAUAUUCUUUGACACUUUCGGUGAAUACUAUGAAGACAUGAGAGAAUUUCACAAGCAUCUGUACAGGCUGCUUAAACCAGGUGGAAUCUAUUCAUACUUUAAUGGCUUUUGUGGCAGCAAUGCAUUUUUCCAUGUAGUUUAUUGUCAAUUAGUUGCUUUAGAACUUGGAGACCUCGGUUACAGUACGCAGUUCAUUCCUCUGCCUGUCAAAGAAUGCUUGUCAGAGAACAUAUGGAAAGGUGUGAAGCACAAAUAUUGGCAAUUAGAUACAUACAAUUUACCUGUUUGUCAGGCAUCACAUGAUUCUGAAUGAAUACACAGUCCACUUUGAUCUAGCGGUUGGAUGUUUUGGUUGCAAUCAUAAAAUAUUGAAUUUGAGGUUAGCGUAGACAAAUAUUUAUGAGUUUAUGAUUAGAUUUUGUGCCAAUACUCAGUUUUAACAUUAGAUUUGCCUUUUUUUU